AUGAAUGAAAAAUCUUGCUCUUUCCAUAAUGAGGAAGAAUUAAGAGAUGGACAGGUCAAAAGUGUGUCUGCUGGGAACUCUCCACCAAAGGACCAGGACAGCAGUGCUCUUCUGGCUUUCAGAGGAAUUCCUAUAUCGGAGUUGAAGAACCACAGCCUCCUCCGAGCCCUGACCACAGACACUAAUGGAUGGGCUCCAGGUGUUGUGAGCCCAGAGGUGCUCAGAGCCCAGGAAGAAUGGGAAGCCGUGCAGAACAUCCAGCCGGAUACAGGAAGCCAGACAGACCAGCCUGCACAGCUGAUCUCCUUCAGUGAGGCCCUGCAGCAUUUCCAGACCAUCGACCUCUCCUCCUUCAAGAAAAGGAUCCAGCCAACGAUUCGAAGGACUGGGCUUGCUGCCCUCCGGCACUGCCUCUUCGGGCCUCCAAAGCUCCACCAGGGCCUCCGUGAAGAAAGGGACCUGGUCCUGACCAUUGCUCAGUGUGGCCUGGAUAGCCAAGACCCAACACAUGGCCGAGUCCUCAAGACCAUCUAUAAGAAGCUGACUGGCUCCAAGUUUGACUGUGCCCUCCACGGAGAUCACUGGGAAGAUCUGGGCUUUCAGGGAGCAAAUCCAGCCACAGACCUGAGAGGAGCAGGCUUCCUUGCCCUCCUGCAUCUGCUGUACCUGGUGAUGGACUCAAAGACCUUGCUGAUGGCCCAGGAGAUUUUCCGCCUGUCUCAUCACCACAUCCAGCAAUUCCCCUUCUGUUUGAUGUCUGUGAACAUCACCCGCAUCGCAAUCCAGGCCUUAAGAGAGGAGUGUCUCUCCAGGGAGUGCAAUCGGCAGCAGAAGGUGAUCCCAGUGGUGAACAGCUUCUAUGCUGCCACUUUCCUCCACCUCGCCCACAUCUGGAAGACGCAGCAGAAGACCAUCGCCGAUUCAGGCUUUGUCCUCAAAGACUUGGAAGUGCUGGCCAAGAAGAGCCCACGGCGGCUGCUCAAGACCCUGGAGCUCUACUUGGCUGGAGUAUCGAAGGGACAGACCUCCUUGCUGGGAGCACAGAAGUGCUGUGGGGCACCAGCCCCUCACUCCAAGGACCUCACUUUCACAGGCGUGUGUGACCUGCCACCACACUCAUCCGAAGGCACGUGGCCGGCCUGA
This is a messenger RNA of Pipistrellus nathusii (Nathusius's pipistrelle), 1143 nucleotides long. NCBI's taxonomy places the organism in Eukaryota, Metazoa, Chordata, Mammalia, Chiroptera, Vespertilionidae. The record is from the annotation of a GenBank genome assembly.